Ectocarpus siliculosus is the source of this 510-nucleotide messenger RNA. The record is from the annotation of a GenBank genome assembly. Lineage: Eukaryota; Phaeophyceae; Ectocarpales; Ectocarpaceae.
AUGGAAUUCGGACAGAACUUCGGCGCAGCUCCCUGCGCUAAGCGACCGCAUCAUACGACUCGUAUACCACCAUAUCGAUCUCACGUAGAAUUCUCGAAGGAUCUCUUGUUCUUCCACGUGGAGGACGGGCGCCGAAUGACCGCCAAGAGCAAGACGAAGGACCUCGCUUUUGAGACGCAGACGUGCCCGGCCGGCUGGACUGUCCAGGCCACUUGGCCUCAGGGUCGGCCCGACCUGGAGCCGGUGUCAACCGACCGAUGCACGCCGGCCCUGGUCGAGGGGCAGCCACAGUUGGGGGCUCUGCUCGCGGUGGGGUACAAGACCGGGCAGGUCGAAGUUUUCCGGUACCCGUGCCAGAACCAGGGGGCGAGGUCUGUGUCAGCCGGUGGCCACUCUACUGAGGCGGGAAGGGUACGGUUCAACGCCGACGGGACCGCUCUGAUAUCGAUCGGCUCGGACAGCCGGGUGGUCUUGCAGCACUCGGUUCUCCCCCCGCUUCCGCCAGUGUAA